This is a messenger RNA of Onthophagus taurus, 1475 nucleotides long. Its product is annotated as WD repeat-containing protein 55 homolog. NCBI's taxonomy places the organism in Eukaryota, Metazoa, Arthropoda, Insecta, Coleoptera, Scarabaeidae. Gene Ontology annotation, molecular function: protein binding. The record is from RefSeq and is a predicted model, not a curated record.
AUAGGAGAUAGUAUAUAUAUGACCAAACCUGUAUAGUUCUAUUCAGGACUGUCGUGACGUCACGGUACACAACCUUCAUAAAUUUGAGGUUAUACAACUGUCAAAAACACGUGCGGUUUAAUAUCAUUCAAGAAAUUUGUUUUGUAUUUAAAAAUAUGGGUAAUAAUAAAAAAGGUGUAGAAGCAAAUAAUAUGGAUUCAAGUAGCGAUGAAGAUUUCGAUUCUGCUGAUUCAGAUUCAAGCGAUUCCGAUAAUGAAAUAACUCAAGAUGAUUCUCAAAUGGAUGUUAUUCCAGAAGAUGAAGAUAAUGAUGAACAAAUUGAAACGGUAGAAGAAGAAGAAGAAGAUGAAGUAAUAAAAGCUAUAAAAGCGGCGAAUACAAAACAACGAGAUCAUCCUCCAAUCAUUCAAUGUGAGGACUAUAUUGUUGAUAUUUCGUUUCAUCCUCAAGAAGAUUUAAUAGGAGUUGGAAGUAUAACAGGGGAUGUUUUUAUUUAUAAAUACACUAAUGAAGAAAAUAGUUUAUUACAUACGCUUGAAUUGCAUAUGAAAGCUUGUCGAGAUAUUGAGUUUAGUGACGAUGGGAAAUUAUUAUUUUCAACAUCAAAAGAUAAAUCAAUUAUGUUAAGCGAUGUCGAAACUUGUAAAUUAAUAAAAUUUUUUGAUGAUGCUCAUGAUAAUCCUAUAUACACUUUAUCAGUUUUGAAUGAGAAUUUAUUUGCAACUGGCGAUGAUGAUGGCCGGAUUAAAUUAUGGGAUUUAAGAGAAAAAAAUACAAAUUGUGUUUUUACAAUAAAGAAAAAUGAGGAUUAUAUUAGUGAUAUUUGUACGCAUGAAGAAGAAAAAUAUUUGUUGUGUUCAAGUGGAGAUGGAUCACUCACAACUGUUGAUUUAAAAAAUAGGAAAUUUUUUAUGCAAUCUGAAGAAUAUGAAGAAGAACUAACAUGUUUAGGUUUAUUUAGAACUGAAACGAAAUUAUUAGCUGGUUCUAAUAAGGGUAAAAUGUUUUUGUAUAAUUGGAACGAAUUUGGAUUGCACAGUGAUGAAUUUGCUGGUCCAAAAACAGCCAUAAACGAUCUUGUUCCAAUUACAGAAAAUAUUGUGGUAACUGCUUGUGAAGAUGGAAAUUUGAGAGCAGCACAUUUAUUCCCACAUCGGCAUUUAGGAAUCGUUGGCCAACAUAAUUUGUCAAUUGAAAAUGUUGAUAUUUCAAAUAAUGGAUCAUUAAUAGCUUCAAGUAGCCAUAAUAAUGAUAUACGAUUUUGGAACAUUCAAUAUUUUGAAGACUUUGAGAAAGUUGAUAAGAAACAUAAUAAGCAUAAUAAAAAGAAAGAUAUGAAAAAUAAUUUACCAUCUUCUCAAAGAAGGAAUAAUGCGGAUUUUUUUAGUGAUUUAUGUUAAUAAUGUGUGGGGCAUGAUUGAUAGUCGUACCCAAAUUGUUUUAUUAAUAAUUUUAGUUGAAUUAAAUUACAAUUU